AUGGACAUCAACAAAGUUGAUAAUCACGAGUUUAUUUUAGAUUAUGGAGCCAAAAUAGAUGCAGCUAUAAUGAAAUCAUUAUAUAAAGAUUAUGGUUUAGAACAAGGUGGAUCUAAACCAAAUACAUGCAUAGAUUUCGCAAUCCAAGUUAAUAAUAAUCAAAAUAGCCCAACAAAAAUACAAUAUGGACAUUUUAAGUUUGACAAUUUGGCAUCUGCUGAUAACGAUAUCAUAGGGAUGAUGUGGGAACCAGAACUAGACUUUGUUGAUGAUCCAGAAUGUUAUAAUGAGUUUAAAAAUAAUGAUGUUCCAAUGAGAUUUAUGUGUGGCGUAUGUUUAGGUCAAUUUCGUACCAGAUGUGCUUUGGAUAUUCACUUUAGAGUUCACAGAGGGGAUAAACUAUUUAAAUGUGUAUUAUGUGAUAAUAUAUUCAACGAAUUAGCUACUCUAAAACAGCAUCGAGAAUUACACAACAUAAAUGAACGGGUGACAUGUGGAAUUUGUGGAUUAGAUUUUACAGAAAUAUAUCACAUGAUAAAACAUAAAAAAAAGUAUCAUUUUAAUGAAUAA
Messenger RNA from Macrosiphum euphorbiae (potato aphid), 570 nucleotides. Lineage: Eukaryota; Metazoa; Arthropoda; Insecta; Hemiptera; Aphididae. The record is from the annotation of a GenBank genome assembly.